Messenger RNA from Camelina sativa (false flax), 1337 nucleotides. RefSeq names its product DNA ligase-like protein. Lineage: Eukaryota; Viridiplantae; Streptophyta; Magnoliopsida; Brassicales; Brassicaceae. The record is from RefSeq and is a predicted model, not a curated record.
CCUCACCCAUUAUUUUCUCAACCGCAAUUGGUUUUAUCAUCUUCUCUCUCUCGUCGAAGGCAAAAAAAAAAAAAUUAGGGUUCUCUUCUGCGUCUACGCCCGCUUCGAUUUCGAUUUGAUUACGCGCCACAAAGAAGGUUCCGUACGCGUGGAUCUGGAACCGUACCUUAGGUUCGAUUAGUUCUGUCCGAAUUCGAUUACUUCCUGUCUGUUUUUCUUGUCCGUUAUUAGAUUUGAUCUGAGAGAGAGAGAAAGAAAGAACAAAGAAACAAAAAAAAAGAUGUCGCGUUAUUUCACAACCCCACCGCCUGUGUAUGCGAGGAACUGGGCGAACAGUCAGAACUUGGUCGAAUCGACUAAGAUCGAAAGACAAAUAGUCUCUCAAAAGGUGCAUCGGAAAGAGAAGAAGGAGAAAACGAAAGAUAAGAAAGAAAAGAAAGAGAAGAAGGAGAAAACGAAAGAUAAGAAAGAAAAGAAAGUAGAGAAUGAGAAGAAGUCCCUUAAACUAUAUAUCCCAGUCAAGCAAGUCUCGGACGAGUCUGAACAGCUUGAGAAGAGUUGUUUGACAGAAGAACAUGAGCAGCUUCAUCAGAUUGGUUAUUUGUCUGAUGGUAGUCAGAACAGUAAGAAGAGAAGCAGGGAAACUUCUCCUGCUGUUGUUGAGAGUCAAAUCAAAGCUACGCCUGUAGCUGGUAACCCACUCCGGUUACGUUUUGUUUUGAGGAAACCAAAAGAAGCUGAGGUUGUACCUCAAGAGGAUCGUGUUUGCUCCACUUCAGGGACUGAGAGACCCAUCGAGAUACCAAGUUCUGUCUCUGUUCCAAAGACAUGCGACCAUGAUGUGAAUCUGCUCUCAACCGCAGUUGAGAGUGACAAGAUUACAAUUUCUUCUGAGUCAAAGAAGAGAAAGAAACAUAAGCAGAGCAAAGAAUCUCGGUACAAUUCAUUGUUUGAUGGAUGGGUUCCUCCUUGUCUGUCGUUGGAGGAGGAUAAUAGCAACAGCGAUGACUGGCUUUUUGGAACAAGUCGGCAAGCUUCUUCCAAAGCUUCUAUCAAGAGUGAUGAAGACAUGAUCAUGAACUUGCAGACUUCAGGAGAAGAUUGUUCUUCUUUUCCUAGAGCUCGGUUUUUGCCUGAAGUCGGAAUUUUUUCAUUACCAUAUACAGUACCGUUUUAGUUCCCAAAUUGUUUUGUUGUCUUUCUCAGCUGUUAUGACUAGAGCUUAGCCUUAGCCCUUCGCUUGUACAUAACUAAUUGUAACAAUCACAGUGAUCUAUAUAAUACUUCAAGAUCUCUGUAAUUUUGAAACUAAUAAUAGAUUAUAUUUUCGACUUAAA